Messenger RNA from Staurois parvus, 1197 nucleotides. The record is from the annotation of a GenBank genome assembly. NCBI's taxonomy places the organism in Eukaryota, Metazoa, Chordata, Amphibia, Anura, Ranidae.
AUGUAUAUCAAAGAAGCCGCAAGACUCGAUGACCUUUGUGUCCAUUACUACAGGUUAUACAAGGAUAAAAGGGAGGUGGAAGCUUCAUUGCUCCUUGGACUUACCCUGCGAGGAAUCCAGAUCUUCCAGAGUUCAGGAGAUGAAAAGCAGCUGCUAUAUGACUUCCCCUGGACCAAUGUGGGGAAGUUGGUGUUCGUGGGCAAAAAGUUUGAGAUCUUACCGGACGGCUUACCCUCGGCCAGAAAAUUGACGUACUAUACCGGCUGCUCCAUGCGCUCACGUCACCUCCUUCAGCUGUUGAGUAACAGUCACCAACUCUACAUGAAACUCCAGCCAGUACUACGGCAAGUUCGACUACUGGAAGAAAAUGAAGAGAAGAAGCUGUACAGAGAGUCAUACAUCAGCGACACUUUGGAUCAGGAUAUGGAGCAUCUGGAGAACAGAUCCACGAGUAGCGGAGGGAGCACAAAGCACAAUUGCCUCUGCAGGCGCUCCACGACCAGUCACAGCAGUUCGCUCACCUCAGGGAUAGAGGCGGACACAAAAGCCAGGGACAUUGGAGCAGAGGAUAGUUUCUCUAGGUCAUCACUUCACCACAAACUGAAAACCUGCAGCUCUAUGACCAGCCACAGCAGCUCCCACACCUCUGGGGCUGAGAGCGCUGACAAGGACAGACUGGACGAUGACUCCCAAGAUGAUGAGAUUGAGAUGCUGGUAGAUGAUCCAAAGGACAUUGACUUGGCCUUGGACGUCAGCCCUGAACUCUGCGUCUACAUAACGGAGGACAUGCUGAGGUCACAACACAACAAUGGAUAUUCCGGUUUAAUUGUUAAAGAAGUUAAUUCAUCAACUUCCAGCUCUUCAGAAACAGUAGUUAAGCUACGUGGUCAGAGCACAGACUCAUUGCCACAGACGGCGUGCCGAAAACCAAAGACAUCCACCGAUCGCCACAGUUUGAGUCUGGAUGAUAUCCGCUUGUACCAGAAAGACUUUUUACAGAUCGCCAGCUUGUACCAAGAGACUGCCCAGAGCUAUACUUUCGGCUGUGGUCAUAACGCGGGUGACACAGGACUCUACUGCAACGGCUGUCUUGCUCAACAGUGUGUCAAUAUUCAUGAGCCCCUCGUGGCCAAGAAAGUCAGCAAGUACUUUUCUUUGGACCUUACUCAUGAUGAUGUCCCGGAGUUUGUGGUCUAA